Molecule: messenger RNA, 1676 nt
Organism: Eutrema salsugineum
Lineage: Eukaryota; Viridiplantae; Streptophyta; Magnoliopsida; Brassicales; Brassicaceae
Product: UDP-glucose 6-dehydrogenase 4
Biological process (GO): glycosaminoglycan biosynthetic process
Cellular component (GO): nucleus; cytosol
Molecular function (GO): UDP-glucose 6-dehydrogenase activity; NAD binding
Source: RefSeq, a predicted model, not a curated record
AUGGUGAAGAUCUGUUGUAUUGGAGCUGGAUAUGUUGGUGGUCCAACAAUGGCUGUGAUUGCACUCAAAUGUCCACACAUUGAAGUAGCUGUUGUUGAUAUCUCCGUUCCUCGGAUCAGCUGGUACAGUGAUCAGCUUCCGAUUUACGAGCCAGGUCUUGAAGAUAUCGUUAAGCAAUGCAGAGGCAAAAACCUCUUCUUCAGCACCGACGUGGAGAAGCAUGUGAGAGAAGCUGACAUCGUCUUUGUCUCUGUCAACACACCGACCAAAACGACCGGUCUUGGAGCUGGCAAAGCUGCAGAUCUCACUUACUGGGAGAGUGCUGCUCGUAUGAUCGCGGAUGUAUCUGUCUCUGACAAGAUCGUGGUCGAGAAAUCGACUGUGCCUGUGAAAACAGCUGAAGCAAUCGAAAAGAUUCUGAUUCACAACAGUAAAGGAAUCAAAUUUCAGAUCCUCUCGAACCCGGAGUUUCUCGCAGAAGGAACUGCAAUCACCGACCUUUUCAACCCUGACCGUGUCUUGAUCGGAGGGCGAGAGACACCAGAAGGAUUCAAAGCUGUUCAGACACUCAAGGAAGUUUAUGCCAAUUGGGUUCCUGAAGGUCAAAUCAUCACCACAAAUCUCUGGUCUGCCGAGCUUUCCAAGCUAGCUGCAAACGCUUUCUUGGCUCAGAGGAUCUCAUCGGUCAACGCCAUGUCUGCUCUUUGCGAAUCCACCGGUGCUGAUGUCACUCAAGUGGCUUACGCCGUUGGUACUGAUUCAAGAAUUGGUCCCAAGUUCUUGAACGCUAGUGUCGGAUUCGGAGGUUCUUGUUUCCAAAAGGACAUUCUGAAUCUUGUCUACAUCUGUCAAUGCAACGGACUUCCAGAGGUUGCUGAAUACUGGAAACAAGUGAUCAAGAUCAACGAUUACCAAAAGAACCGGUUCGUGAACAGAAUCGUCUCUUCUAUGUUCAACACUGUUUCCAACAAGAAGGUUGCGAUCCUCGGAUUCGCGUUCAAGAAAGACACAGGAGACACAAGAGAGACACCAGCGAUUGAUGUGUGUAAAGGUUUGUUAGGAGACAAAGCGCAGAUUAGCAUCUACGAUCCACAAGUCACUGUAGAUCAGAUCCAGAGAGACCUUUCGAUGAAGAAGUUCGAUUGGGACCAUCCGCUUCAUUUGCAGCCAAUGAGCCCGACCACGGUGAAACAAGUGAGCGUGACCUGGGACGCGUAUGAAGCGACUAAAGACGCACACGCGGUUUGCGUUUUGACAGAGUGGGAUGAGUUCAAGUCGUUAGAUUACCAGAAGAUCUUUGACAAUAUGCAGAAACCGGCUUUUAUCUUCGAUGGAAGAAACGUUCUGAAUGUUGACAAGUUGAGAGAGAUUGGUUUCAUCGUUUACUCCAUUGGUAAGCCACUUGAUGCUUGGCUUAAGGACAUGCCUGCUUUUGUCUAAAUGAGAAAAAGGUAAUAACAAUCUGUUCGAUUCUUUCCUUUUGAUCGUUUGUGCUUUUGCUUCAGUUUCAUAUAAUUUUAGUCUCGAGACUCAAAUUUGUGAAAGUCUUGAAGAGUUGUUUUUUUUUUUACAAUUUACAGUGUUUUUCUUCUUAUGUAAGCUCUGUUAUUUUGUGUGUUUCACAUUUUGUCAAGACUCAAAGAGACAUAUACUUGAAUUGCGGUUACAUCAUUUUU